ACUCCCACUAGAUUUCGCACCAUGAUGACCCAGCGACCGACUUGAACGUGGACAAACAUAGACGAACAGAGGCUUCAUCGUAAUGAUAGCUGACUAUAGUCCAACGGCUCAUCAGCGUACACACUCAAUGUUACUAAGUUUACAGCUCAACGCACAAUGGCACCUUCCCAAACUAUUUAUUUUCCUGGCCAAUUGACGAACUUCUUCCCAACCCUUGCCGGGAGUAGGCGUAUGCUUUGUUGGCUCUUCGUUCUCUGCGCUCAUCAUGCCAGUCGGCUGGCACUAACGUGAUGUACCAGAACAUCUAUGAGCUACACUAAUCCUUCGACAAGCAGUUUAUCGCUCUGCGUGCAGCUGCAGUGUGUGGAAGUGGAUGUAGAAAAAGAUCGAUCGAGAGCGCAUAGUCAAGCGGAACUAAUCUGAAUUUGGCGGUGAAGGAUAGGAGUGUUUGGUAAACAGCCACUAACAGUCUACAAAGCGAAACGCAGGUUAUUCAAUAACACAUCACCUAUACACCGACUACCGUCGCACCUUAACCUGCUUUGGUGUUUCAGGUUACUCCUCUGAUUAACGUAUUUCAGGAGUGUGCCCUUUGAGUCCUUAAAUAGUUUCUUCGUUUGAAACUUGUGCUCCGUAUCUUCCCCUCAACAUGGCAUUUAAGCCAAGUACACUCACUUUCCUUGCGUCGUUGACAGGAUGGUGGAUAUACCACUUGUUCGAACCCACAGAUCUGCUCUCGACUUCCCUUCUCCUACUCGGUGUUCCGACCGUGCUAACCACCCUCCUCCAAGUGCAAUUUACGUCGCUUGUCACCGCUGUCCUGGCCAUCUUUGUCUCAUACUAUUUCAUCUUGCUCGCCCUAGUAACUGGCUACAGGUUGUCUCCUUUCCACCCUCUAGCUCAGUAUCCCGGUCCACUGCCAGGAAAAAUGUCAAAGUUAUGGGAUGCUUGGAUGACCGCGAAGGGCAAUCAUCAUCAGUACGUGAGAGCGCUCCAUGACAAAUAUGGAGAUAUUGUCCGCAUCGGACCGAACGAACUCUCGAUCCGUCACGGGGAUGCAAUCGCACCCAUCCUGACCAAAGACCUUCGCAAGGGCCCCUACUACGACUCUCGCCAAGCCGACGGCAAGCCUGCUCUCGACGGGAUACGCGACUUCGUCGAACACGCCGCUCGACGUAAGCCAUGGACGAAAGCGAUGAGUAUCUCGGCUAUGAAGGGGUACAGUGAGUAUCUAACAAAGACGGUCGAUGAAUUGGUUCAGGCGUUAGAGGUUAGGCAGGAGGUGGAUAUAUCGGAUUGGAUGACGUUCGCUGCCUUUGAUUUCAUGGGCGAGAUGAUCUUCAGCACAGAAUUCGGUAUGAUAAAAGCAGGAAAGGAUACGACCGGGAUCUGGCAUGCCCUCGAAGAAGGCACUUUUGCUGCAGGGAUACUUUCCCACAUUCCUUGGAUCCUCAACUUCCUAAAAUAUUCCCCUCAGGGUGGUUCCGCCUUCGUCGUCCUGCAAACCAUAGGUGCUCGAAUCGCCAAACAGCGUAUAGAAGCCGGCUCCAACAAACGUGAUCUCUUCCACUACCUUGUCAGCGAAGAUGAAUCCACAGGGAUGAAACUGAACAUCGAGGCAGCCAUUUCCGACGGAAUGAUGUCUAUUAUCGCUGGCUCUGAUACAUCCGCUACCAAUCUUACACACCUAUUCUAUUUCUUACUCAAGAACCCGAAAAUGAAGAAACGGUUGCAGGAGGAGAUUGACCGUGUUUUCCCGCAAGGGGAGGAAACUGCGGAUUAUACGAAGCAAAGCGAGAUGCCAUAUCUGAAUGCUUGUAUUAAUGAAGCUCUGAGGCUCUAUCCUGCUGUUCUACUUGGAUUGCAGCGUCGUGUCGAGAAGGGUACUGGUGGAAGGAUGAUUGGACCCUUUUUCGUCCCGGAAGGGACCCAAGUCUCCGCCCAUCUCUUUUCCCUGCAUAGGGACCCACGCUACUUUUAUCCUAUUCCUGACACGUUCUGGCCCGACCGUUGGCUCACUCAAUCUUCUUACACCCUUCCAUCCGGGGAUACGAUCCCGUCCACCCAAUUAACUCACAACAAGGCAGUAUUCAACCCAUUCUCCGCUGGCCGACAGAGUUGUGCAGGGAAAUUGAUUGCAUGGAUGGAGAUGCGGGCCAUUAUGUGUGGAGUUUUGCAGAAGUUUGAUAUAGACCCUAUCAACGGAUCUGAGUUCGAGAGUUAUGAGAACGGGCUGGUUGAGGUUUAUAUUACGCAUCGGGGUGCAUUGCCACUCAGGUUGAAGGCUCGGUACUAAACUUUUGGCUCUUCGAUCUGAUUACUUUUUCGUUCUGCGUUUCGAUGCUACGUUUCUUUAGGUUCUCGACUUGCUACUACGAAAUACGCUAUUAGUUAGCUCCUGUGACACCGCAGCAGAAAAGCUUAAAGACUAAGUAAGAUGAGUGUGAAAUUGGUUACGGACAUGUAUUUUCUCUUCGACUACGUACAAAUGAACUAAUAUUUGAG
Messenger RNA from Somion occarium, 2505 nucleotides. The record is from the annotation of a GenBank genome assembly. NCBI's taxonomy places the organism in Eukaryota, Fungi, Basidiomycota, Agaricomycetes, Polyporales, Cerrenaceae.